AUGUUAGGCAGAAUAGGCAUUGCUAGAAGAUCCGCGUAUCGGUUCUACCACUCGGUAGACCACACUGUAUCUAGAAAGUCCAGUAUUGACCAUGUCAUUCUUGACAAGGCCCUCACUUAUAUUCCUCGGUUCGGCUUCCAUGAACAGUGUAUAACUCAAGCCAUUAGAGAUAUGUCGUAUCCUGAUUCGUUAAGUGGGGUCUUUUCUAGUGGGAACAAUAAAGACUUUGAAGUUGUAUUACAUUGGUUGAAGUUCAACAGAAACAAACUCCAUGGUGAUAUUUUGGACCCCACGGAUCAAUUCCAUGCUAUUAAAAACGAAUAUGAUAGAGUCACUUAUUUGAUUAAUAAACGACUUGAAAGUAAUAUUGCCAUUAAACCUUAUUUACAUCAAGCCUUAGCUCAAUUGGUUGUUCCCUAUAACAUUCCCUCAUCUUUAGAGGAAUUACAUCAAUUGAGUGAUGAUAUAGCUUUCUAUGCUGGAGAUAACUCAAAUGAUUUCGCAUGGUAUCUGAAAAGAAUGGGGUUGAGUACUGUAUACGUUAGCUCAGAGCUUUAUAUGUUACAAGAUACUAGUGAAAACUUUAGAGACACUAAAGAGUUUGUCAAGGAGAAAGUUGAUUCAUUGCGUAGUUUAGGAACUGGAUACACCAAUAUUGAACAAUGGGCGGCAUUCAAUGGGAUUAGUUUGAUUAAUUUGAUCAAGUCUCAAUUAUUACGUGGAUAG
Messenger RNA from Lizanozyma spartinae, 726 nucleotides. It is a transcript of the gene COQ9, whose product is annotated as ubiquinone biosynthesis protein. The transcript has a single exon. Lineage: Eukaryota; Fungi; Ascomycota; Pichiomycetes; Serinales; Debaryomycetaceae. The coding region runs from base 1 to 726 and encodes 241 amino acids. Gene Ontology annotation, biological process: ubiquinone biosynthetic process. Gene Ontology annotation, molecular function: lipid binding. Gene Ontology annotation, cellular component: mitochondrial inner membrane. The record is from RefSeq and is a predicted model, not a curated record.